This is a messenger RNA of Lactuca saligna, 933 nucleotides long. The record is from the annotation of a GenBank genome assembly. Lineage: Eukaryota; Viridiplantae; Streptophyta; Magnoliopsida; Asterales; Asteraceae.
AUGAAAAUCAAAACGGCAGAACUCUUUUGCGCAUCACCGGCCUCCACCGCCAUAUGCACCACCAUGAAUCAGCAUGCCAUGGUCCGCCGCGGCAGCGGCGGUUCCUCCACCCCAAGACCCAUAAACCACCGCCACCAUAGCUACUACAACAACCAUUACCAGUUUGAUUUUGGCGAUAAACCCAAAUUCAAAACACCUGCAAUUCCUUGUACGUCUCAACAACAUAUUGAUCCCAAGCCUUACGCUGCUUACCUCCAGAAAAACAAAAAGAGCACCUCCACCUCCACCGCCACCACCGCCGCCGCCACAACGAAAAGUGGUGUUGGUAGUCGAAAUGGCGAUGAGAGUGAUCGUGCGUUGGUGGCGAGAAGGAAAAGCAGUGCUGAUUUGAAUGAUAGAAAUUCUGGGCGAGGUUCGUCGUCUAGAUAUCUUCUGAACAACCCCAUUUUUGUGGCGGACUUGCAGGAUUCCGAUGGUGUUUGCAACGCCGGCGCACUGGUGGUUAGUGAACAAGUUUGGCCGGGUUACCAUGAUCAUUCACCGAUCAAGAAGUCUUUGUCGUCGGGAAAGUCUCGUGGAACUGAAUCGCCGGCGUUGAUAAAAUCAAGAUCGUCGUCGACGUCAAAUCGAUUGGAUGCUCCGGUGGAAUCUCUUGGUUCGAAACUUUCGAGAUCCCGUUCCCGUGAUCAGGUUGUGGAGCUCAGGGUGUCGAUUCAUUGCAAAGGUUGUGAAGGAAAAGUACGAAAACAUAUUUCUAGAAUGGAAGGAGUGAAAUCGUUCCACAUAGACUUGGAAUCGAAGAAGGUGACUGUGAUUGGAGACGUAACUCCAUUGAGCGUUCUUUCAAGUAUUUCAAAGGUCAAGAGUGCACAAUUGUGGCCUUCUCCUUCUCCAUCUUCUUCCUCUUCGCCUUACAUUGCCAUCGGAUACUAA